Bursaphelenchus okinawaensis is the source of this 1788-nucleotide messenger RNA. The record is from the annotation of a GenBank genome assembly. Lineage: Eukaryota; Metazoa; Nematoda; Chromadorea; Rhabditida; Aphelenchoididae.
AUGGUAAGGGCAUGAUUUUAGGCUUACUAUAUUUAUAUUAUAAUAAUAUACGUCACACAAGCUGUUAGAGCUCUAAAAAAAAGUUAUUUUACAUAUAUUAAGCUAUUUUUUGCAGUACAUGUAUGAAGUUGAUAUAUUGUAGCAAAAUACUGUAGCUUUUAAAAUUUUAUGAAUUUUUCAUUUCAGAUGUUGUAUGUCUUGUGCAUCAUAAGUAUGUUAUUAAGCACUCAUCGCAGUAGGCCUAGUUAUAUGUUGAUGAUACUUCUGGGUAUUUCACACGUUGGAGGUUUACAAGUUAGUGGUUUAAUGACAGCCGUCUUUGCCAUCUCUGGCAACGUUUUUUGCGACUUCCCAACUGUUAUCUAUGUUGGGGGAUGUGUUGGGCUUGGUAAGUAAAAUGAUAUAUGUAAACAGUAAAACCGCUUCAGUAUGUCUCUUGCUACCGUGAAACCCUCUUUAUAAUGACAGCUUUCUAAUCCUCAUUAAGCUUUUAAGGAUAUUCAAACUAACCUUACCUAAAUUUUAGGCACAUGGUGCUGCUCAACCAUGACAGGCAUCAUUCUCACCCUAAACCGCUGCUGUGAGAUCUACAGUCCACGUGUAGCCAAUCGUCUUUUCAACGGUGUGUGCAAGUACUUUUGGCUAGCUCUUCCCUGUAGCUAUUUUUGGUUCUUCUUCUGGUAUACCAAUCCACCCCUAUUCAGUGGGAUUUUAAUGAGCUGGUUCUUCAACCCACACAUGAGUUAUUUCGAAGACGACAACAACACCUAUCAUAACUAUUUUCAUGCCAUUAAUAACAUUGCCGACUGUAUUUUGGGGACUUGUGUUAGUUUGUUGUUUGUGGUACUGUAUUUGAAGAAGGCGAGGGCGGUGCGAAGUGAUAUGAGCGCGACUGAUAAGAAGGUCAGAAGAUUUUAAGAGCUUAAUGAUAAUAUAUAGGAGAAUAACAUAUUUAAGUAAUUCUGUGCCCCCUAACCCUAAAAGUUUAUUUUGAGAGACACAGAAUUAUUUGAACAAUUUAAUAAUAUAUCACUCAAAUGUUAAUUUUAAAAAAUAACUUUAAAAUCUAAUUUUAGAUGUGCUUACAAGUCUUCAUAAUAGAAGGCAUGCAAAUCCUAGCCAGCUCAUUGUACGUGGUUCAACAAGUCAGUCAAGUCAACUUUUACAUUACAUUGGUGGCUUCUUCUGCGUAUUUUAUGUCACAAGGUAUGUUAUACUCAAGUUUUUAUAAAAGGUGCUAAAAUUUUAAAUAAUAUUAGGUUGUUCAAUUAAUUUUGAGCUCCAUCUCAAAGUAAAUAAUUUUUUUUUGAUGGAGUGCAGAAUUAUUUGAACAACAUAAUAGUACCUUCAGUGUCAUCAUUUUUUAGAGUUUUAAAGGUUUAUACAUUGAAUAUACAAAAAUUAGAGCUUUUUAGGCAAAUUUUGUUUUUUGGUAUUGUAUGGUACACUUGGUACUGAUGGUGCACUUUAAAAUACUUUUUUAAAUAAAUGUUCUAAUUUGAUAAUUUUUUAUCUUUGAAAAAAAAUUGUGGUUGAUUUUUACGUUUGGUACCAAUGAUACACUUUUUCAAAAUAUUUUUUUUUGUUUUUUGUUUGACAUUCUAAGUUAUAAAUAUUUUUUCAGGAUUUCCACCAAUAAUUUACCUAACCUUCAACAAGACCAUUACACGAGUCAUGUACGGUAAGAUCUUCCGCGUCUCGAACUACACGCACCCCUCCACGAAGGAGCAACACUAUGACAAAAACGGCGUAGGCAACGUUCAAGUCAAAGCGUACACGCAGUACUAA